This is a messenger RNA of Salvia miltiorrhiza (redroot sage), 278 nucleotides long. Its product is annotated as zinc finger CCCH domain-containing protein 30-like. NCBI's taxonomy places the organism in Eukaryota, Viridiplantae, Streptophyta, Magnoliopsida, Lamiales, Lamiaceae. Bases 25 to 276 code for a protein of 83 amino acids. The transcript is spliced from 2 exons. The record is from RefSeq and is a predicted model, not a curated record.
GCAAAUCCUCCUUCAGAAGUAGGAAUGGCGUCGCGAUCGGGUGGUUAUGAAGCUGAUGAGAGCUUGCCACCAGGCUUUGAAGAUAUGAAGCCUAAAAUUCUCAAGUUGCCUCAGAAAGCUUUCCCCAAAUGGAGAUGCCCUCCAAGAUUUGAAGUGAAUAGGGAGUGGCAAGUGGUCUCUGGGGAAGAGAGCAAAGAGAUUGAGUGUGAGAAUCAAUGCGAGAGGAGAGUGCUCGAAGCAAUUUAUCCCCAGCCCUCAGCAAUUCCUCCCAAGUAAGA